Molecule: messenger RNA, 5005 nt
Organism: Babjeviella inositovora NRRL Y-12698
Lineage: Eukaryota; Fungi; Ascomycota; Pichiomycetes; Serinales
Product: cohesin-loading factor complex subunit
Exons: 3
Coding region: 42-4850 (1602 amino acids)
Biological process (GO): establishment of protein localization to chromatin; replication-born double-strand break repair via sister chromatid exchange; regulation of gene expression
Cellular component (GO): Scc2-Scc4 cohesin loading complex
Molecular function (GO): chromatin binding
Source: RefSeq, a predicted model, not a curated record
CUCCAGUGGUACAUCUCUCAAACUUGGCUGAAACUACCUUCAUGUCAUUAGACGGUGAGAUCUACGUGCCGACUCCCCUUAAUGAGAUCGAGCCCCACACCAUCAAAGACUGUUUGGUCCUAAGACCGCUCUCUUACUUGGUGCCAACGCAACAAGUUGCGCCAUUGGUGAGCCUUGCCCAGAUUGAGACAGGAGACGAGUCCCUCUAUGAAGAACAACCGGCUUCGCAUUUGACUCAAAUGCGCGAUGCCUUGAACCACGACCCCGCGUACUUUGGUGAGGUGAUAUCGCACUACGCCGAGGACUUCUACUGCUCGGACGAAGAAUUGGAAGAAAUCCAAUUUAAGCUCCCCAUUGCACCGGACCACGAUCUGGCCCCGCCCGCUGCAGCACAAGAAUCACAGAACAUCUUUGGAAUGUCUGCAUUUGAGCGAGUAUUAUUUGAGAUGGUAGAACCUGUUUGCCUUGAAAAUGCCGUGCCAUCACAGCUCUGUGUCCAGUCUAAAUCCUUGCGGAUUGUGGAAGACCCGAGUCUCAGUAUCGGUCUGCAGGCCAGUCCGCUACCCCCGCCAGUGGUCCCAAAGCGGUCCCUAGAGGCUGAACCAGCGGUUCCGAAAAAACUUCCCAAGACUAUUUCGGUCAAUCUGCAGGAGGUAUCCACGGGGAUGGUGCAGCAGUUGGUGGAAUUGGUCCAACAGGUUGGCUUGAAUGACAGUGACCAAGGCAGGGGGUGGCUCAGGAUCGAUGAACUGCACACGGUAGUUGAUACGGCGAUUUUAGACACUUUUGCAUACUUCCUCCACGUCAUAAUUACAGGCGACAGCACUCAGAGCGACCCGGCGAAACAGUCAAUACGACUGAUUGACGUAGAGUAUCUCGCCCGCAUCCAGAGCAUUUGUGCCAAGUCUAUUGAAGGCUGCCAGAGCCUAACAUGGUCUGCCUUGACCGAGUCUGCUGACCACGACCAAGUAGCCGCGUUGGUGGGGUGGGCCAUAAACGGCUUGAAGGCGGUCUCGCUCAUCCUCACCGUCUUCCAGUGCGGAAGGUCUGAAAAGCAGCUCUUUCUCGAGCACCACCUCGAGUGUAUGAUCACCUUUCUCUAUUCCUUUACCCAGGAUGCGAUCAUUCCUCUCGCCAGCCUCGUGUCCAAGGACUCCUCUAGCCUCAGGCCGCUCUAUGGCAACGUGGCCCUUGUAAUGAACAAGGCGUUGGCCCGCUUGUCACGGUUUGCCAAGGAAAAUGAAAUCAAUGACACCCUUAUCACCCGCUUGGAAUACAUGUCCAUCACUGUCGUAUUUGCUGAGGCCAAUAUCAAGGACCGGACAAACGUUUUGGGGGUGAGCACGUUUGAAAGCUUGCGACUCUGCCACUGUGACAUUAUCUGCAACAUCUUCCAGUCCAAGAAAGAUCAACAGCAGUUCAUUGUCGAUGAGAUUUUGUCCAACUUUGAGAAGUUGCCUUCCCACAAGGUCAACAGUCGCCAGUUCAAGCUCACCCGCGGUGUCAGCAUCCAGCUAGCGACCGCCUUGCUCAUGCAACUUUUGCAGACGUACAACUACCAAAGCUACCCCUUGAAAAAGGUGUUCUGGAAGCUAACCACCAAGCCGGAAAUGUCCUCCAAUGAGAGGACGGCUUUGGCCGCCGAGGUGGCCCUGUUCCAGGCCGCCAGUCGGGCCAUUUACGAGGAAUCGUUGGCCACGUCAAACACAAUCAUCUCGGGGUUGAUCAACAAUAUUGCCAGCCACCCCGACCAUGCACACAAGCACGGGUUUGAGACCUUUCUCGAGGACUUGCUCAACGUCUUGCAGUUCCCCGAAUGGCCGGCAGCAGAGACGCUUCUCGUGUCGAUCAUGAGAACAUUGAUGAACGUUAUUGAUUCGGGAAAAUAUCCGUCAUUAUUUGAAACGUUUGCGCUAGAAAUGGCGGGCCUCGUGGGGGUCAAGAUGUUGUCCCUUAAAAAUAACUCAAAGCCGUCGUUUGGGGUGUUUUCCUCUGCUAUGAGCGUGCAAGAUUUUGAGAGUUAUUUCGGCGUGUAUGAAACAGUGCUCUCUCACCUCCACGGGCUAUCUACCAAGGACGCUACCUAUACUGCCCCCUUCAACUACCAAUUUUUAAAGUUUCUUGUGUCGGUGAGCUCCUGCGUGGAGGAUAUAGAGCCCAAAGAACCGCUGCCGGAGGUCGCUGCGAGCAACGCGGAUAAGACAAAACUCCCGUUGUUGAAAGCCAUGAAGGAGCAUUAUUCCAAGUUGCUAGCUACGGCCGAUAAUCCCAAGUUCAAGGCUCCCGAGGUAGCAGAGCACUACACCGGUGACGUGCUUGUUCAGGGCUAUUCUGAGGUUUUGCUUUCCAGUGAUUUGCUUCAUUUGUUUGAUGCAUUUUUGAGUAUCGUGAUAAGAUCGUUAGACAGCCCCAAGGUGAAGUCCCGGACCAAGGCCAUCAAGAACAUUUCCCUUUUGAUGUCCAAAGAACCAAGCCUCUUGUCACUUCCUCAAAUUACAAACUCUGUCUCCAAGCGCUUUAACGACAGCUCUGCUUUGGUCAGAGACUCCGUCAUCGAGCUUCUUUCUCACUUUAUUGUGUCCAAGCCAGAGGUUAUUGAAGAUUUCUACAUGUACAUAUGCGACAGAAUGGACGACACGAGUGUUGCCGUCAGAAAGAGAGUGGUCAAAUUGUCAAAGGAGAUGUACGUUGCAACCACGAACAGACCUGUGAAGGUGUUGAUUGCCCAGCGCUUACUCCUCAGAUUGGAUGACGAAGAAGAGUCCAUCUCCGAGCUUGUCACCACCAACCUCCUCGAUUUAUGGUUUUUCUCCACCAUUCUGGAGAUCCAAAACUUGUCCGAUAAUACCCAAAUCUCCCAUCCCGUUUUCCGGAGAAUCGAGGUCAUGAUUGACAUUCUUAGCCAGCAAGACAAAUACUUGGGGUACUUUGAGAGGUUUGUGAAGGAUCAGGUGUUGCAUAAGACCGAGUUGAACUCAAAGUAUCAUGCCGUGAUAAUGACAGCGGUCAGGUUGAUUCUUGAUAAGGCGGUUGAUUUCAUUAUCGAUGGGGUUGAAACCGAAUUUCACGGUCAGGUGGAAAAAUCAACUGGGUUGAUCGCUUUGUUUGCCAAAUGUGACGGGAGGCUAAUCACCCAGGACCAGCUUAUCUCCCUCCAACCGUACUUGACCAACGAAGAAUCCACGGGCGAUACGAUCUGCUACUACGCGCUUCAGAUCUUCCGGUAUGCUCUCCCCGAAACCCGCAAUUUCAGACCUGCCUUUAUUGACGAGGCCCACAAGUCCUUGCUACGCCGUCUCACCAAGUUCAACGUUAAAGAAUUGAACGAAGCGAUGCCCUGCGUAUGGACGCUUUCGCAGUUGAAGAAAGACACGCUAACCAUUACCAAUGCUUUUGUUUCCUGCUUGAAGUUGGUGGCUCCGUUCGUUGAAGAGGCCAACUCCCAAAAGCCUUUUAAGUCUAGUAUCAAAUUGAAGCGAUUGCUCUAUCUCAUCGGUAAUUUCGGCAAAUAUUGUGACUUUGAGCCUAACCGUGCUAUUGUUUUAGAGGCUCGGGUAGGUUUGAAGUCAAAGGACUCGGUCGUCAGCCUUGUUACCAAAAUCUUGCUCAUCUUCUCCAAGCUGACGGUGGAGCCUGAUAUCCGCAGAAUUGCCAUCAAAAACCUACUCCACGUCUGCUCUACCCACCCAAAGCUCUUUAUGAUCGACGCUGUUCUCCAGAUUAUGGACAGCGGAUUUGCGGGCCAGGAUACCGAUAUCAAGGAGGUUAUCAUUCAGAGCUUGUACGACUUUUUGAGCAAGGAGGAAGAGGACUCGAUCAAACGAAAUGGAUUAGAUGCUAAAGUGUCACACGAUAUGAAGCUCGACGUUGCCGUUUUCCAUGGCGAAACCAGUUCUUACGUGACCGACGGGAUCUGUUCCACUAUAGUCCAGAGAUACUUAACCGAGAUCUUGGAGUGUUGUCUUCAGGAAAAGGGGGUAUUCUCGUUCAUGCCUGUCAAGUAUUUGCAAUUGGUGGUCCGUUUGGGCUUUGCGAACCCGAAGAUUUGCACCCCAACGAUCAUUGCUUUAGAGGCAUCCACGGCAGACCUGACCCGUAACGUGGCUGUCGACAUACACAAAGAGUUGCAUGAGAAAUAUGAGUCUUUAAUCGAGACGAGUUACAUUGAAGGUAUUAAGCUAGCAGUUCGGUUCAGACUUCGAGCCGCAGGCUCGCUUAUCAUCAAUGAGCACAGAUUUUUAUCAACCUUUUACUCAGUGGUAGGUACCAACAAAGCUGCCAGACGGAAAUUUGUGACUUCCCUUGUCAAGUCGUUUGUAUUCGAACCGACCAGGCUACCCCUCGAGCUUCUCGUAUUCCACAAAUCUUACGUAACUUACUUGGUGUUCAACAUUGUCCAUGCCGAAUUCGUCAUGUUGGAGGAGGUUUACAUUUUGGUGAAAGGUAUCGAUAGCUUUAUUUCUAGUGGUGGGGUAGAUCUAGGCUUUUCGAUUAGCGAACUUAUGGGCGACCAAGGAGAGAAACGGUUGGAGCCCUAUACAAAGCUCGCCUUGUCGUCCCAAAUACUCCUUGUGAUGAUUGGGUUUAGGGAAUACUUGAUCAACUCGUACUCUCUCUCGACGGAGAAGCUUAUGUCUUUCCUGGCGAAGAUAGAUAAAGAUAUGGCUGUCGCUCCUAAAGCGGUCAAAUCACACCCGUUGGACCUAUAUGAGAGUGAGCUAAACGCCGAUUUGAGACUGAUUGAGGUUUGCUCAAGAAUCUGUUCUACCUUCUGCCAUAAAAUUGAGUCGCUCACCAACGGUCAAGCGACAAUGGAAGUACCAGACGCAUCGGAGGAUGAUCUAGGUUAGGUACCAGACAUCUUUAGGGUAAUUUUUAUCGAAUCAAAAUACUGAAAAAAAACAACAAAAAAACGUCAGCGUUUGGUAGUAUUGGCGCUAAGCGAGUGUCAUAUAGCGUCUCUAAUUAUCUUAGGAUUCGUAAUACAUAAAAAUAGGCUUACGUG